Molecule: messenger RNA, 2606 nt
Organism: Xiphias gladius (swordfish)
Lineage: Eukaryota; Metazoa; Chordata; Actinopteri; Istiophoriformes; Xiphiidae
Exons: 10
Coding region: 145-2028 (627 amino acids)
Source: RefSeq, a predicted model, not a curated record
GGUAAUGCGCCAACAAACGGGAUGACAACCGCAGUAAAACAAUAAGAAGAGGAAGAAAACGACGAGGAAGAGCAGCUGAGCUGUGUCGCACGUAGUUUUCAUUUAAUCGACGGUUAGUCUUUGAUUAUUCACUCACUUCCAAAGAUGGUCCGACCACAUUUUGGACCCCCCCGCUUAAAGCCCAGACCAUACGGAGAUGGUCAUGGCAUUGGGCCGAGUGAAGGGAAUUUCAACCCCAACUCCAAAGGUCGAAGAGAUGCCCCAGGCUACCCAGUAAAGGCCCCCUUUAACUGGAGAGAAUCCAGAGGUAGAGGACGACCCCCUGUUGUCAAGAGAGCUCCCCUGAUGGGAGAUCAAAGGGAGCCACGUUUCAAUCACUGGAGGUCCCCGAAUCAGGAUUCCUUUCAAUUAUACUCCCCCAAAAUGGAACCACACCAUAGCCAGAGGAGGCCUUCUCCAUCUAGGCCAAACCGCUCCCCCCAUGGCCAGCAUCAGUCAUCCUCUCGCAGUCCUGCACAUGGAUCCCCAGGCCAAAGGGGCCCACCUUUCCAUGGCCACCAUUCAGGUCACAGGUCACCCUCCCCAAGACAUUUUCGUAGUCACCCAGCUGAUAGGAGGCCAGGCUCUACACAAUCCUAUCAGGGGUCUUUCAGGGGCCCCAAAAGACAGUCAGGGUCUCCCCAUCAGGAGCAGCGGAGUCGAGAUCCUCGUGGAAGUUACAGUCCCAGAGAAAGGCCCUAUGAGCACUCAGGUCACGGCAUGAAGCGCUGGAACGAGGCUGGAGCGUUCUCUCAUCCACACAAUGGAGAACACAGGCCCUCUGGGUCACAUAGGAGCCCCAGAGAGAUGCAUGAGAGAGGCUCAUGUCCAGAGAGGUGGUCAUCUGAGCAAGACUCCAGGCGGCAGCGUGGUCCGGUGGAGAGGCAGGGCAGCAGAUCCCACAGUAGAGAGAGGGCACAAGAUGUCCCUCACCUGCCCCCUUUCAGAUCCCCCUCAUGGAAAGGAGGUCCAUCACAGUCAUCAUCCUACCACAGGAGUCCUCAGGAGAGACAAGUGGCAGGACCCCGCAAGAGGAGGGUAUCAGACAUCAGCAUGCCCUCAGAUCCUGGACUGGAGCAUGGCAAUCCAAAGCACCCCAGGAGAGAGAGACCUCAGCUGCUCAGUAUUCCCAGGCCAUUUGGUGGUAAACCUAUGUCUCUUAGGGAUAAAAGUUACCUAGUUAAGAGCAGACAAAUCAGAGCAGAAUCUCUCAUGAGGCUCAGAAUACCUCCAUCGGUGAAACCCAGGCCUCGUCUGGGCGACUCCAUGACCUCACGGGGAAAUAUCAGCUCUGUUCUUGCUAUCAGGAAGAAACGUUUCCAGUCAAAUCCAAUUCCUCUGAAAAAGCUGGAACCAAGAAGGGAAAAACCACAGCAGUCUCCCCCCAGAGAAGAUGGCAAUGGCAGCAAGUCUUCAAGAGACUCUGACACAGGCAAAGAACAGGUGGAAUCUCGUCGGUCCUUGAACACACACAGAUCUUCUCCCAUAGAGAAACGUGAUCUUGUUGUUUUGUCCCACUGGCCACCCGGGCCAAGCUCCUCUUCCAAGGGUGGCUCACCUCAAAAAGAUCGCGGCCCAAAGUCAAAGACUGAACGCAGUUCAGAUGCAGACGCCUCGCCAAACAGCCGACUCUCAAAGAUGAAUGAUUCCAGGUCAUUGCCUGAAGACAGAAAACGGGGACAUUUGGAUAAGAGGAUGUUCCGGCCAUUUAAUAUGAUGCAGGACAGCAACAGAUCUGGGAGGCCCUUCAGGAAACCAGGACCAGGACCCAUGCAGAGACCGAAGUUCCCUGGUGGUCCAAGACGGACAGGUCCUGAACUGUCUGGAAAUGUAAGACGACCACUUAUGGAGAGCUUAGUGCCACGUCCCUUCCCAAAUCAGAGGCCAGUGUUCAGAAAAAGUCACAGUAUCAUGUCUAAAUACCGCAACAUGAGAGUGAUGCGUCAGCGUGCGCCGUACAACCGAGGACCCAACCAACAACGCUGGUGAUAACCUCCGGUCCCACAUUCUGCAGACAUGACACUGGAAAACGUGGAAAAAUCUCAAGAUCUUUUCUGCUGGGUGGACUGCACAAACUCUUCUCUCACUACAAUCCCAACCUGCCUGUAUAUAAUGGAAGUGUUGUUGCUUACUUCUGUUCUCUGGUACAAGUGUUUUGUUCGCAUAUUUGAAGUACUGCAGUACUUUGUUUUAGAAUGUUUGUAACAUAUGCCAUUAUAUUACACUGUUCUGCUUAUUUCUGGUGUAUUUUGAUUUGGGAAUUGCUGCUUGUGAGCUUGGCAGUCUUCAUUUUACUUAGUCUUAGCUUUUUUUGUUUGUUUGUUUGUUUGUUUACCAGCAACGAUCCACUUCAGGUUUGUUAAGUCCAAGAAAUGUUUACUUUAACAUCUCCCUUUAUUGUUUGGAAAGACUUAUCACAUGAGAUGUCUUAUUUGAUUAAUCAUAGGGUGUUCUGAUUAGAAACCUUAGCUUGUUGACUGACACCUAGCUACUACUUGUAAAACUUGUAUAAUCACGUUCAGUUUAUUGUUUGAGAUUUGAAGUAAAAUUGGAUUUAACAAGCUCUA